AUGCGCAGAUCACACUCGAAGCCCGGCGUACCAGAGACUGCGAGUGGUGAAGAGAUCGACUGGGAGCUGAGGCCCGGUGGGAUGCUGGUUCAGAAGAGAGAAGAUGAAAUCGAGUCUGCUGGCCCCAUGAUCAAAAUCAUGCUCUCGCACGGGUCUUACCAGCGGGAGGUCAAUGUUCCUGCGCAUUCUACUUUCGGUAAUUCCAUCACUCAUCUUCUAGCCUUUCCUUUCUCUCCUUGUCAAAUUGGGGCUUUGCUUGUCGACUGAGAUCAUCCUGCGGUGGAUGUAAGAGAAACUGACAUAGAAAUCGGCGUCUUGCUCUUUCCAAGGGGAAUUAAAGAGAGCUCUUGCCAAGGAAACUGGAUUGGAGCCGCACGAACAAAGGUUGCUCUUCAGGGGAAAGGAAAAGGAUGAUGAUGCUCAUUUACACAUGGCUGGUGUCAAGAACCAGUCGAAAGUCGUCCUCAUGGAGGAUCCCGCGAGCAAGGAACGUAAACUCGCGGAAGUGAAACAGCACCAGGGGAUUUCCAAGGCCUGUGAAGAUGUUUGUAGUGUGAGGGCCGAGGUGGACAAACUUGCUGAGAAGGUCCGCAUAUUUUAUUUUUUCAAUUCAUUAUUCAAAAUAAUAUUAAGUGCGUCGGGUGCAGAAUCUUACUGCUUCAGGGCAAUGUUGUUCAAUAAAAUGUGUAGGUUUCAGGAUUAGCUUCAACAGUACACGGGGGCACGAAAGUUGCGGAGAAGGAGUUUGUGAUUUUGCCUGAGCUGCUUAUGAGGCAGCUCCUAAAGUUGGACAGCAUUGAGGCAGAGGGAGAAGCCAAAGUUCAGAGGCGCAGUGAGGUCGUAUUUAAUUUCUCUUUCAUAUUGACGUUAGUUUUUCUCAAAAAAUCCGCGUUUUUUGCUCUAUCAUUAGGCACGAAAGUCGCUCGUAUGAGGUUUUUUAUCUACGAGAGAAAUAAUCGUUUCAACCAUAUUCAGAUUUCGUUCUCUCAAAGUUUGGAUAUGAUCAGAUGUAUAAUGGGUAUAUUUUUGGGGAAAUCCAAUGCUCACUUAUUUCUACUGAAGUUAUUCUUAACAAUAAAAUGUCAGAAUAUUUGUUUCUUAGGCGAAUGUUUCUUGUUCUAAAUCCGUGCUUAAUCUUGUUUCUUAUUUCCUAGCAAUAAGAACUAGAUUUAUGACUUCAGUGGCGAAUCCUGUUGGCCAAAUUCUCUAUCGCCUCCUGAGUUGACGGGGCUGACUUAAAAAACUGGGUCAUCUGUUGAUUUCGGUAGUACUCAGAGGACAUGGAUUAAAUGAAGAACCGAAGUUGAUGGGAUCGGAUUACAUCGUGUCCAAAGCCUCUUGUUCAUCAUAAUUUUUGUAUUACGCGGGAAAAUAAUCUUGAAUGAUGAUUAAUUUUCCUCCUUUAAUCAAUGCCCCUCUCUUCGAUUUUUCUAUUCUCACUUAAGAAACAGUGAUCUUCCUAACGUGUAUCUAUGUAUAUCGUUUAUGUUGUUCUUAUGAUUGUAUAUGAGUUUUGCGAUUUAAUUAUUAGAAUUAAACGAGUAUCUGACACGCAUAGAAUGCAUCCGUGUACACUGCUUAGUCCUUUACUUAAUGUUUUAGGCCUUUGAUCUUUCUGAUUCCAAUUCCUUGCAUAAUAGCCUACUUGCGAUCUGAGUGUUUAGAAUCUAAGCGUAUAGAACUCAGAGAAGAGAAAUAAGCCAAGACAGGAAGCGAUUAUCUCACUUUGGAGAGGGGGCUCUUGCUGAUUUGUUGCCAGGUGCGGCGGGUGCAGAGCUUGGUGGACACACUCGAUGCCCUGAAGGUGAGGAACGCCAGCCCGUUCAGAAGCAGUAGCAGCAAGGCUGUCUCGGUGGCGACCCAGUGGGAGACCUUCGACUCUGGCUUUGGGAGCCUGACUGCGCCACCUCCCAGAGCAGCCCCUGCCGAGACAACCCAAGACUGGGAGCUCUUUGACUAG
Molecule: messenger RNA, 1960 nt
Organism: Spirodela intermedia
Lineage: Eukaryota; Viridiplantae; Streptophyta; Magnoliopsida; Alismatales; Araceae
Source: the annotation of a GenBank genome assembly